Molecule: messenger RNA, 924 nt
Organism: Metarhizium robertsii ARSEF 23
Lineage: Eukaryota; Fungi; Ascomycota; Sordariomycetes; Hypocreales; Clavicipitaceae
Exons: 2
Coding region: 1-924 (307 amino acids)
Molecular function (GO): oxidoreductase activity
Source: RefSeq, a predicted model, not a curated record
AUGGAAGCCGCAAAAGAAGCCGUUCAAAAAGUCGUCCACCCAGCAUCUGGUGAUAAAGGCGGCACCACCCAAGACAAGCCUGGUCUUGAGCGAGACAUGGCACCAAAGCCUACCAAGGUCCACCUCCAGCACGCAGAGGAAGGGAAAGCCCCCUACAUCCCGUGUGGGAAGCUCAAAGGCAAGAAUGCCGUGAUUACUGGCGGAGACUCUGGAAUUGGCCGGUCUGUGGCAAUUCUUUUUGCCAUGGAAGGGGCCAAAGUGGCCGUCGUGUAUCUACCCGCCGAAGAAGAGGAUGCGCAGCACACAAAGGCCCAGGUAGAAAAGAAUGGAGGGGAGAUUGUUCUCAUUUCCAGCGACUUGAGCCACUCAGUCAACUGCACCGAUGUGGCAGAAAGGAUCAAAGCCGCAUUUGGCACGGUUGAUAUUCUAGUAAACAAUGCCGCUACUCGAAACGAAAAAGGCACCAUUUUCGACAUAUCCGAAGAACAAUGGGCUUCUACCUUUCGCGUUAAUAUCGAUUCCUACUUCUAUCUAACCAAGGCUAUUUUGCCUUUUAUGGCCAAGAACGGCUCCAUCAUCAAUAGCGCUUCGGUAGACUCGUAUAUUGGUGUUCCCAGCAGACUCGACUACGCCACUACCAAGGGUGCUAUUAUCGCCUUCACUCGCUCCUUGUCCAAUCAUCUGAUCAAGAAGGGCAUACGUGUGAAUGCCGUUGCCGCUGGACCAGUUUGGACCCCAUUGGUUGCUUCAGGUGUGGGAAAGUCCGGGCAGCAUGGACAUGGGUUGGGCAAUUGGACGCCAAUGGAUAGAAUUGGCCAGCCAGUUGAGAUUGCCACCAGCUACGUCUUCCUCGCGGCGAAUGACAGUCAGUUUAUGAGUGGACAGACACUACAUCCCAACGGAGGUAUUGUGGUGAAUGGCUAA